CAUUUUUUAUUUUCUUUGUAGACAGCCAUCGGAGGCAGUCUGGGACCACCCGUCUCCAAACCCUGGAGAUGUAAAGUUGGACACCACUAAAACCGAUGCUGUGAAGUGGCUCUCAGCCUUAACUUCAUCAGGACUCGGUGGAAGGAUGCUGUGGUUUACCCUGCUAAGCACAAUAGCUUUAGGAUGGACUACGCCGAUCCCUCUGUUGGAUGAGUCGGAAGAAAUAGAUGAGCCUUGCUUUGACCCUUGCUACUGUGAAGUCAAGGAGGGUAUUUUCCACGUCCACUGCGACAGCAAAGGAUUUACAAAUGUCAGCCAGAUCUCCCAGACUUGGACGAGACCCUUUAAACUCAAUCUGCAGAGGAACUCCAUGCGCAGGCUGUAUUUUAACAGCUUUUUGCACCUCAAUAAUGCUGUGUCACUCAAUCUGGGGAAUAAUGCACUACAGGACAUACAUGUGGGCGCAUUCAAUGGCCUGAGCAUCUUAAAAAAACUAUUUCUGCAUGAAAACAAACUGGAGGUGUUCAGGAAUGACACUUUUAUGGGGCUGGAGAGUCUUGAGUAUCUUCAGGCGGAUUACAACGUCAUCAAGAGAAUAGAGAGUGGGGCGUUUCGGAACCUGCACAAACUCAGAGUACUUAUUUUGAACGACAAUUUGAUACCCGUGCUACCCAAUUUAUUAUUCAGGUCUGUAUCUCUCACGCACCUUGACUUACGUGGCAACCGCUUAAGAAUUCUACCCUAUAAAGGGACGCUGGAAUACAUCGGUCGCAGCUUGAUGGAGAUUCAGCUAGAGGAAAAUCCAUGGAACUGUGUGUGUGACAUUGUGCAGCUCAAAACCUGGCUGGAGCGCAUCCCCUACACAGCACUGGUGGGCGACAUUACGUGUGAAUACCCUUUUCAUUUACACGGUAAGGAUCUUCGUGAGAUCAAGAGAAGUGAACUCUGUCCCUUACUUUCUGAAGCAGAGCUGGAGGCCAAACAUGGCAUUCCCAGAUUACCGUUUAAUAAUGAAAAUGUCUGGCCCACCAAGCCUUCUUCUAUGUUGUCAUCUUUUCAUAACACAGCCUCCUCAGUAGAGUACAGAGAGAGACACGUAAAGCCGACUAAACGGUUCAGACCCACAAAAACACCACCCACUCCUCGUAGCAUUUACCCAGGACAGAAUCAGCCUCCAGUCGCUGCCUACCAAACCAGACCCCCUAUACCAAUUAUUUGCCCCACAGGGUGCAUGUGCAAUUUACACAUUACUGACUUGGGCCUCACUGUCAAUUGCAAAGAGAAAGGGUUUCACAACAUUUCUGAGCUGCUACCACGACCACUCAACGCCAAGAAACUCUAUCUAAGUGGGAAUUUGAUUCAGAAAAUUUACAGGUCGGAUUUUUGGAACUUCUCUAGCUUGGAUUUAUUGCACUUGGGUAACAAUCGGAUAUCAUAUGUUCAAGAAGGCGCCUUUAUGAACCUACCUAAUUUGAAAAGUUUAUACUUGAAUGGCAACGACAUUGAAAGGCUCACCCCUGGCAUGUUUCGUGGUCUGCAGGCACUUAGUUACCUGUAUUUCGAGUACAACGUCAUUCGAGAGAUCCAACCGGCCGCCUUCAGCCUCAUGCCAAACUUGCAGUUGGUUUUUCUCAAUGACAACCUGCUGCGCACCCUGCCCAUGGAUACAUUUGCUGGCACCUCCCUGGCUAGGCUCAACCUGCGCAACAACUACUUUCUCUACCUUCCAGUGAGCGGAGUCCUGGAGCAUCUCCACUCCAUCGUUCAAAUCGACCUUCACCAGAACCCUUGGGACUGCUCUUGCGACAUUAUCCCGCUCAAGCAGUGGAUUGAGAAGCUCAGCUCCGUCAUUGUUGUGGGGGAAGUGACCUGCAAGACCCCGGAAUACGCUCUUGGCAAGGAUCUGCGCACCCUGGAGGCUGAGGUCAUAUGCCCUGAGUUGAAAUUCACAGCUUCUUCUCCAGUCCUGCCCAAUGAAAUGACGGCCACCAGCGGCUCAGACUUAGGAGAAGCGCCAACAGCGGGAGCUGUUCCGCUCUCUGUAAUGAUUCUCAGCCUACUGAUUCUCUUCAUCUCCUCUGUGUUUGUGGCUGCCGGUCUCUUCGCAUUCGUCCUACGGAGGCGAAAAAAACUUCCCUUCAGGAAGCGUCAGGAGGUGGACCUUACGGGCAUUCAAAUGCAGUGCAAGAUCUUUGAAGAAAGACAAACUGGCUCACCUGAGAAGCCACCCGGUCACAUCUAUGACUACAUCCCCCAUCCCGUUACUCAAAUGUGUAACAAUCCAAUUUACAAACCACGAGAAGGAGAGAUCGAGGGCGAGCAGUUUACAGAAACCAAGGAAAAUAACAGUAAUUAUCGAACACUUCUGGAAAAAGAGAAGGAAUGGACGAUGGCUGUGUCCAAUUCCCAGCUCAACACCAUUGUCACCAUCAAUCAGUCAGGUGACAUGGCAGGAUUUCACGAAAAUGGAGUGCUUUGCCCUACUGUGAUUGACAGCCAGAGACCAACCCCUACAGUGGGUUUUGUAGACUGCCUGUACACCACCGUCCCCAAAUUAAAGGACAUGCAUGUUGCACAUUCACAUCCACCCGGAAUGCAAUACCCUGAUUUACAACAAGACGCCAGAUUAAAAGAAACAUUACUUUUCACUGCAGGGAAAGGAUUCCCUGAGCAUACCCAAAGUGAAUACCUUGAAUUAAGGGCAAAACUCCAAACCAAGCCGGAUUACCUCGAAGUCUUGGAGAAAUCAUAUAGAUUCUAAUUAAAUUGAAAA
Messenger RNA from Carassius auratus (goldfish), 2773 nucleotides. Its product is annotated as SLIT and NTRK-like protein 3. Gene Ontology annotation, biological process: axonogenesis; positive regulation of synapse assembly. Gene Ontology annotation, molecular function: protein binding. Lineage: Eukaryota; Metazoa; Chordata; Actinopteri; Cypriniformes; Cyprinidae. The transcript has 2 exons. Gene Ontology annotation, cellular component: GABA-ergic synapse; postsynaptic density membrane. The record is from RefSeq and is a predicted model, not a curated record. Bases 146 to 2761 code for a protein of 871 amino acids.